Messenger RNA from Cornus florida, 4661 nucleotides. RefSeq names its product WPP domain-associated protein-like. Lineage: Eukaryota; Viridiplantae; Streptophyta; Magnoliopsida; Cornales; Cornaceae. The transcript is spliced from 5 exons. The record is from RefSeq and is a predicted model, not a curated record. Bases 359 to 3037 code for a protein of 892 amino acids.
AUGGUUCAUUUUGAUUAUCUUUCUCCCGCUCGCCUUAAACUUGGACUUGCUUCUCUUCUCUAACAAGCUGGAGACACAGAGGAGAGAGAGAGAGCAACGAGCAUUGUGCCCUAAAAGCUCUUAUUAAUAAGAUUGGGGAGAGAAAACCCAAAACUUUAACGGUCAUCUCGGGGUUUUCAAAACCUUUUGACCGUUAAUUUUCGGAGUAUUUGCUCGAAGAGUUCCCACAUAUUCACUGUAAGUUUGUAAGUUAUCACUUUAAACUGUUUCAUCUUAAUUUUGAAGUGUUACUUUCAGUAGAUAUGUUAAACUCAGCUUAAUUUUCAGUUUAUCUGCAAAAAAUUUCACACACGCACAUAUGGAGAAUCUAGAGGAUCUGAUGAGUGUGAGAGUUUCGGAUGGUUUUGUGACUGCAAGUGGUGAUGGUUCACAAAACCAUAGCAGUGCUUUUAAGGAAAAUGAGAACUUGGGUCAUGACCUUCUCGAGGAUUUGGAUUCGUAUUUGGAAGAUAUCAACAACCGGUUGACAGUUUCGAGAAUGGUCAGUGAUUCUGUCGUCAAGGGGAUAGUGAAUGCUGUAGAACAAGAGGCGGUGGAGAAAAUUGCUGAAAAAGAAUUACAAGUGUCUAGAUUGAAGGAAAGAUUACAUUUUGACAAGUUGGGUGUGGAUGAAAUUGAGUUUUUAGGGUCCCCAGUAGUGGUACACCAUGGACCAAGAAGAGAAGAACAAGGGUUUUCUUAUAGAUUUUCGGAAGCUAUGGUGGAGCAUGAUGAGUUGAGAAAAUCUUUGGGCAGCCUAAAAGGUGUAGCCAGAGAACAGAUUGAGAAGGUCAUGGGAGAGAUUUAUGGUAUAAGAGGGUGUAAUUCAAUCAGUCGGAUUGGUUCUGGCUCCGGUCUGUUGGGGUUGGGUGGAAUUCUUCAAGAGAAGGUGUGUGAAAGCUGGGUUGGGGUUGAUGCAACACUGGAUGCUCUGAAGGCUACAUUGGACAACAUCUGGGUGAAGGUAGACAAUAUGCUUCACUUGGCUAAGGCAUCACUUUGUGAGUGGCAGCAGGAUUGGGAGUUUCAAGGAGAACUUGAAGCUAUGGUGAUUCGGAGUUGUAUUAAGAAUCUUCAGGAAGACUUUGAAGAGAAACUGUGGGAGCAAAAUGCUUGCUUUGGUGGCAGCCAAAGUUUAAAUUGGAACAGAAAGAUCAAUGAGAUUUCGAGCUUAUGCAAGGGAUUAGAUGUGAUUUCAAAGUCGCUUUCUGGUCCUGAAACUGGGCUGCUAACCUCUCAUGGGUCUUAUGAUAUGGAUCAUUUCCACCGCAAAGCUUUGAACAAUCAUAUUUUGUCUUCUACUUCACUCCGGGAGGAAAAUGGUAAAUCUGAUGAGUCUAAAACUGGUAUGCCUGAGAAUUGGGAUGCUGCCCAGUUAAAACAUAUGAAAACUGAUGAAUUGGUGAGUUAUUUCAACACCGUGAUAACGAAGAUGAAGAGGAACCAUGAGUCUACUGUGCAACAGAUUACUGAAGAAUAUUUUACUUUUAGGCGGGAAUACCUAAAGGAGAGGGAUUCUGCUUUGCAAUUCAGGAACAAGGAGUUUGACUUAUUGAGGAAAAAUAUAUCAGAGGUUGUUAUGAAAUUGGACAACAUCCUUGUAGAAAAUGGAAAACUACCAGCAUGUAGCAACAAUGCCAAGAGUUUUGUCAGCAUGAAGGAUAGACUUGAGAACCUUCUUUUGGUAAAUCGCCAACUCAGAGACUCGCUUACAGUGAAGGAAAAGAAACUCGAGUGUAUUUCAUCACAGGUUUCUGAUGCUGCUGAGAAGCUGUUGCAGCAUUCUUCUACUGAAAUGGACUUGGUAAAAUUUGCAGGAAAUCUUAAAUCUACUUUGGAAGAUGCUCACAUAGAAGCAUUUGUUAGUGAAGAGAUAUAUAAAUGUGUUCUCAGGGCGAUAACUGCUCAGACCAAAUGUGACAAUGAAGAGUCAGAGGUGGAGUCUACUGUUAUGCAAGAGAUAUACAAAAUUAUUUUCAGAGAAGCUGCUCAAGGUGCUGAAGCUACAGGCAAGUGUGAAAUUGAAGAUUCAGAUAUGGACUACUUAAUCAUGGAAGGAUUGUGUGGGGUUAUAUUCAGAGAAACCAUCAAGGAUGCUGAAUCACAAUUCAACAAUUUGAACACAAAGUACUUAUAUGAAAAUGAAAAUCGAGUUUCUCUUGAAAUGAAAGCACUAGAAAGAGAAAAGAAAUUAAGCUUGGAGGUUGAAGAGAAGGAAAGAUUAAAGCAUGAAGUCCUCUUACUGGCGGCAUCCUUGGAAGAAAAAGAAAAGGUAGCACAAGAAGUAUCAGCUGCACUGAUGAAAGAAAGGGGAAAGUUUGAGCUCGCUUCUCAAGAGCUUCAUAAUUUAAGAGACCAUGUAAGUCAGCAGCAAAUAUUAAUUUCUGAGAGAAACAUGGAAUCAGAUUUACUAAAGCAUAAAUUGAAAGAGGCGUUGAAGCAAAUUGAAGUAGAUAAAGUGGAAAGAGAAAAGUUGAAUGAAAAGCUUGAACUAACUUUGAAGGAGUUAAGGGAAGUUGAAGAAGAAAGAAAUAUGCUUUUGGUUGUUAUCCAAGAGAAGAAAAAUGAUUUAUUAUUAGUUCAAGCCAAAGAGAAGGAACAGAUGAAGAAAAUGGAAGCAGUUAUUGUUCUUGUCUAUGGGUUAUCAAAAGCUCUUGAUGAUAUUGAAAGUAAAGUAGGAGAGGGUAUCAAAAAGAAUAAUUCGAGGUUAGAAUAUUCAAGCUCUCAAUUGAGUUCUCUUAACCAGAAAGCUAAUAUGCUUAGAAGAACAGGAUUGCUGUGCAAACAGAGGCUUGAAAGGAGAUGUUCUAACCUUCAAAUGGCUGAAGCUGAGGUUGAUCUAUUGGGGGAUGAAGUGGAUUCACUUUUAAUCCUUCUUGAAAAAGUUUACAUAGCUCUCGAUCAUUACUUGCCAAUUUUGCAACACUAUCCUGGAAUUAUUGAGAUCCUGGAGCUGGUUAGAAGAGAACUAAGUGGAGAAUCUCAUAAGACAGUUUGAUUAUCUAUUUGACCAGGACUAAUACAAGGUUCAUUUCAUUUCAUGCCCAGUGCUAAAGUUAUUGCCUUUGGGGAUGAUAUUGUUGUCAAUUGACCAACUGUUUUUGUUAGAACGACUAAAAAGAGCAAGAAAUUUCUUCAGCAGUUAAGCCAGAAAAGCGAUUCAUUUUGAGAUUUUGUUCAUUGGUCCCAACAGUAGAAAAUUGAGGGGGGAAGUCCAGACAUGUGUGACACCCUUGGCAAGUGGCUCGUAAGAGCUGCUUUUUGCAGUAUAUAAUGUACAAUUUCAUUAUUAUUUUUGUCUUAAGCCGGAGAUGCCAGGUGUAUCCAGUGAGCAAACACAUUUUGCUAGUUGUUUUCACAAUUAUUUCUCACACUUUUUCCUUUAGUUCUCUUAUGUAAAGUAUUAAGAAUUUUAGAUAUAAGUUUGCUUCUAGUGCAAUAAAUGAAAGAAAGUUGUAUUUGCAUUGGAUAAUUAUAGAUUCUUUAAAUCUUCAGAAGUAUUGUGCCCUUUCAUUUGUGUUAGAGCUGCAGCUAGAAGUAUACAUACUCUGGGAAAAACUAGAAUUGUUUAAAACUAGAGCUCAAUCUGGGUGGAAUGUAUUGUAGAAGGACUGGACCAUUUAGUUGCCUGUCAUACCUGCAGUACAUUGGUUAGACUGAGAUGGGGGACAUGCCCUAAUUAAUCCUGUGUUUUGGAGUUUACUAUAAUCCAAUUGGUUCAAGGUGAUAAUCUAAAUAUAGUUUUUAUUUGCCUGCCAUUUGACAGUGAGUAGUAGUUGCUCAUUAAUGCAAAUUGGAUAUGUGAUUAUGUGUUGAGUGAACUACCACCUUAUGUGUACUAAGGAUUUCUGGUAAGUUUGGUCCUUGUGUAUUGAAUUUCACAGUUCAUCACUUCCAAUCACUUCCUAGGUCAUCUGUUAUACUUCCUUUAAACCGAAUAUUGGCAUUUGCCUACAAAGGCGACAUCAGGAUGCACCUCCACAAAGGAACUAAAAUCAUCUCCAAUGUACUGUGUCGUCCAGUGAACUAUGGAGGGUGAGGAUCAUCCGACCAGAGGAUCCCACACUGCUGAUGUGACGAUCCCCUCCCUCUCCCGAGCACUGGACAUCUCAGUAUGAGUUAGACAACUGUUGCUAUAGAUGUGUAUGUGGUGUUGCAGUUCAGCUAGACAAAUAGUUGGUCAGUAUUUUUCUAAAAUUAACUAAAGGUGGUUCCACCUUGUCCAAAGGUAGCUUCUAUUGUCAAAUCAGAAUGCUGCCCUGAAUGGUGGUUAUGGCAGCAUUUUCCCACACUUCUGCAAUACUACUACAUCAAUAGCCAAAUUUGCUAUGACAAUAGGGACACUGUCCAAGUUAAUAAUGGAGUUACAUUAGUCUUAUCAUAUUACUAUAUGAGUCACCCUACCUUGAUUGGAAUAUGCUACCCAGCUAUAUUUGAUGGUAUGAUCUGAUUGAUGAACUAUGAUCUCAAUAAUAAUAUAAACAAAGUUAUUGCCCAAUCAAUUUCAAAUUAUGUAUUAUUAUGUUGUUGAACGGAUCAUGUCUCUUUUUGUUAUCUAACUUAAUUUAAAUAUUGAGAUUGGCCACCUAACCGUGUCUCCUUAUUUUGACUGGAUUCAAAGC